Messenger RNA from Trichomonas vaginalis G3, 1152 nucleotides. RefSeq names its product glycoprotein 38 family. The transcript has a single exon. The record is from RefSeq and is a predicted model, not a curated record. The coding region runs from base 1 to 1152 and encodes 383 amino acids. NCBI's taxonomy places the organism in Eukaryota, Parabasalia, Trichomonadida, Trichomonadidae.
AUGUUAUUUUCUCUUCCAUUCAUUCGCUUUGCAACUGCAAACGCAACUAUUGAUGGAUGCGAUACAUUUGAAUACUUAAGAAAUCAAACAAACUCAAAGAAAUAUGAAAUUCCUGUUAAUGGUAAAGUUUGCCUUGAAGGUCCAUAUCUUAUAGCCGGUCUUUCUAACUAUACUGUCGCAGCAAAAUUUUCAACUGAUCAAAAAUCAUAUAGAGAUGUAAUAAAUUAUGAUAAUCCUUUCAUCAUUAAUCUUAAGGUUAAUUUUUCUCAACUUCAGGCACAACAUCCACUUAAUCCAUUAACUAAAGUUGAGUGCAAAGACAAAACCCAAACAUGCAAAAUUCAAAUAGUUCCAAUAAUACCAAAUGUGGAGGCUAAAGGUCCUGAUACUAUUGAGGAAAUACCUGCAAAUAUGAAUUACAUUUCAUCAUCAGUAUUUUCUACAAAGAAUACCUUCACAAUGGAACUUCCUGCUAAACUCAAACUUGACGCCGAACUUCAAGGAGACAAUCAACCUCCUAAAAGCAUGACUUGUAAUGGUAAUGUGAAAGCACUUUAUAUGAUGGGAAAUUCUUUAAAGAAUGUCACAUAUACUAUUUCUGAUGCACAAUAUUCAUUCCCAAUUAUCGCCGACUCAGUUGAAGCUCAAGCCUCACCUGUAAAUGCUAAAUCAGUAUUCUUCAUCAGUGCUCCAAUUAGCAUCAUUAAUUAUACGAAGACAAAGAUGAAAUCCAAUGCUAGAAAGUCACAAAAAAGGAUGACAGUCGAGAUUGAUUCUACUAUAACAGUUACAGUUCAACCAGCAGCAGAAUCAUCUGCAGACGGAGAAGACCAAGAGAGCUAUUUCAAAGAAGAUAAAGAAUACGAUCUAACUGGCAAGGGAACAGGUGCACAGACAGAAGAACAGGCAGCUAACAAUGAGGCGAUUGACCUCGAUGCUGAUCCAAAUGCACCAAAAGAAGAGUCAAAGCAAAAAGAGGGUAGUGGUGGUCUUUCAGGCGGUGCUAUUUCUGGUAUUGUCAUUGCUGUUAUUGCCGUCAUCGUUAUUAUUGUUAUCCUUGUUUGGUGCUUCGUUUGCAGAGGCAAUGGUGCAAAAGGAAAAGUUACAUUUUCUGGUAAGAACGAAGAUUCUGGUUCCGGCGUUAACGUUUAA